Molecule: messenger RNA, 1804 nt
Organism: Aethina tumida (small hive beetle)
Lineage: Eukaryota; Metazoa; Arthropoda; Insecta; Coleoptera; Nitidulidae
Product: calmodulin
Exons: 4
Coding region: 146-595 (149 amino acids)
Molecular function (GO): calcium ion binding; enzyme regulator activity
Source: RefSeq, a predicted model, not a curated record
CAGCAAUCCCCUCCCCUCGCCGUCGUCAUUCCUAAACAAAACGAGAAAAGACAGUUGGCCUGUGCACUUUGGCGUGUUACGUUGUAAGUGUAUCUGUGGUGGCGACAUUUUCGUUUAGUGUACCUUUAAAUCUUAAAAUAUCAAAAUGGCUGACCAACUCACCGAAGAACAAAUCGCCGAAUUCAAAGAGGCGUUCUCGCUGUUUGACAAAGACGGAGAUGGCACAAUUACAACCAAAGAAUUAGGAACCGUAAUGAGAUCUUUAGGCCAAAAUCCAACGGAAGCCGAACUCCAGGAUAUGAUCAAUGAAGUAGACGCUGAUGGUAACGGCACAAUCGAUUUCCCCGAGUUCCUGACGAUGAUGGCCAGGAAAAUGAAGGACACCGACAGCGAGGAGGAGAUCCGCGAGGCGUUCCGCGUCUUCGAUAAGGACGGCAACGGUUUCAUCUCCGCCGCCGAGCUGCGCCACGUCAUGACGAACCUGGGCGAGAAGCUGACGGACGAGGAGGUGGACGAAAUGAUCCGGGAGGCGGACAUCGACGGUGACGGACAGGUCAAUUACGAAGAGUUUGUCACCAUGAUGACCUCAAAGUGAAGAAGUCCACAGUUUGCAUUUCCGCUUUCCAUUGUUUCAUCCCGGCCCAUUAUCUACAUUUUCAACAUCUCGAACUUUUUGCUAGGCUGCCGGGCCAUUAAAGUGAAUAACUUAAUCGUUAUUUAAUUUACAAGACAAGUUUUAAUUAACAUUAAUAAAUAUUUAUAAAUUAAUAUAACUGUGUAAAUUUUUGUAAUAUAUUUGUUUUCGGACGGUGCGAAAGUAUUGCGCAUCCUCUGAACUGUAUCAACUACAACCUAUGUGCUACGUGUCUAGAUGAGUUGUUAUCUCGUUAUUCACAAAGUAUGAAAACAGCGUACUUAUAUAUAAAACUCGUCGUUCGUUCUAUUUGGUGUUAGUUUAGGGGAUACACAGAUUUAGGUGACACUCAAACUGUUUCAUUUUUCAUACUUUGUGAUCCAAACGUACAUCUUGUGCACUUACUAUAGUAUGUAUCCCCAUAAAUUAUCCUUUUAAAAAACGUUACUGUUAGUCUUAUUUUUCAUCAUCCCAUUGUACUGUAUUGUAGGUUUUACAUUUUUAGUCUAGUAUUUUCAAGUGUAUCAGAUUUUUCAUUUUCCUUAUCAGUCUGAUAUUUUUCAAUGAUUAAUUUAUUUUGUAACAAGUAAGACAGACAUCCGAUACAAUGUGAAAUUAUUAGAUGUUUAAAUUUUAAAUAAAUGUGACUAAAAAGAGGAGAUUCGUUUUAAGUUCCCGUAAUAUGCUAUAUCAUUAUUAUUACGGUUUUUUUAUGUUGACAUUUUCUUUAUUUAAAAUAAAAUUAUUUAAACAAAAUUUCUUUUUAAUAUUCCGCCUAUUACAAGUUACACCCUGAGCAUGUUGGCUGAAUUUUAUGCAGUAUUAAAUUUUCUCCGUUUUAAUAAUAUUGCACAUUGAAUUUUCAUCCGUUUUAUUCUCCCAUAUUGCUUCGUCUGAAUGAAUCUUUCUAAAACGUAUGAGUUGGUUGUUUGUGGUGUGUAUUUCCCAUUAGAUAUCUAUUUUAGUUGGCCGUACAGGAUAAAUAGCAAAAUGCAAUUUGUCACGUAAUUUAGAUGUAAAACGUUUUCAGAGUCAAAUAUUGUAAUAUCGUUGUUUGUAAAUAGGCUUUUCAGAAUCGAAUUAUAUUCAUAAAUAGUUGAGGCUAAAAUGUUUACUGUUAAUGUGAUAUGUUUAUUAUCAAACAGAAAAUGAAUAAAACAUAUAAUCAGA